This is a messenger RNA of Dromiciops gliroides (monito del monte), 963 nucleotides long. RefSeq names its product olfactory receptor 10AG1-like. The record is from RefSeq and is a predicted model, not a curated record. Bases 1 to 963 code for a protein of 320 amino acids. Lineage: Eukaryota; Metazoa; Chordata; Mammalia; Microbiotheria; Microbiotheriidae. Gene Ontology annotation, molecular function: G protein-coupled receptor activity; olfactory receptor activity. The transcript has 2 exons. Gene Ontology annotation, biological process: G protein-coupled receptor signaling pathway. Gene Ontology annotation, cellular component: membrane.
AUGUUUUACAUAAUUGCACAUGCAGAAGAAACUGGCAAAAUGGAGAGAAGCAAUGUCACAUUUGUGGUGGAAUUCAUUCUUCUGGGAUUUCCUGACCUUCCCAACAUCCAAAGGCUUCUUUUUGGAAUUUUCUUAGUCAUCUAUAUGAGUAUACUGAUAGGAAAUGGCCUCCUUAUUUUUAUAACAACUACUAAUCCUGUUCUCCAAACCCCCAUGUAUUUUUUCCUUGGGAACUUUUCCUUCUUGGAAAUCUGUUACACAUCUGUCAUUAUCCCCAAAAUGCUGGCAGACCUCUGGACCCAAAAGAAAACAAUUUCAUUCCUAGCAUGUGCUGUACAGACUUGCUUCUUUUUUACUCUGGGGGUGGCAGAGUGCUUGCUCCUGGCUGUGAUGGCUUAUGACCGCUAUGUGGCCAUCUGUAAGCCUCUCUACUAUCCUAUCAUCAUGAAUCGCAGGGUAUGUGUUCAGCUGGUGAUUGCCUCCUGGAUUACUGGAAUCCCAGUCCUGAUAGGACUCACAUACCAGAUUUUCUCUCUAAACUUCUGUGGUCCUAACAAACUCAAUCAUAUUUUCUGUGAUGCCCCGCCAUUACUGGGGGUAGCCUGUGGGGACACAUAUCAGAAAGAGCUCUCCGUCCAUAUUUCUGCUCUGCUUUUUGUCAUGAUUCCCUUUCUGUUGAUACUCACAUCCUAUGUCAGAAUCAUCACCACCAUCCUGAAGCUGCCAUCGACCUCAGGCAAAUCUAAAGCCUUCUCUACUUGUUCUUCUCACCUCAUGGUUGUUGGUUUAUUCUAUGGGUCUGGUAGUAUUGUGUAUUUGCGACCCAAAUCCAGUAAUUCAGGCAAUUCAGACAAAAUUUUCUCUCUUAUCUAUACUACUGUGACUCCAGUGUUUAACCCCAUGAUAUACAGUCUCAGGAAUAAGGAUGUAAUUGAUGCACUGAGAAAACUCCUUCCCAAAUGA